CUCCAACAAAAAUCAGAGAAAAAGGGAAACCCUAAGCUCCGCUAUCUCUCUCUCUCUCAAGAUCAUCCCAAAAAUACCACACCAUCCAUAGAAAAAACUCCAAAGAAAUAUAUAGAAAACUUAAGAGGAUGAGGAAGCUGUGUCCGAAUCUGGACAGAGAAGAUGGGUUGGAGACGGUGUUGGAAGUUCCGGUACCGGAGGAGAUGUUCACGAAGAUGGGGAACAACGCCGCCGUACGGUGGCGUAACAUGCAUGCUCUCAUGAAAGCCGCCGCCGCUGCCACCUUCGCCACCGGCGGAGGAGACAGAUCCUCCGCCGCCGCACCACAGAAUCAUCAUCUUCAGUCCAAAUCCGACAACGAGUUCGUGGCUUUGCUCAAGAUUGUCGGAAGCCCCCUGAUCCCAUUUCAAGUCCCUCUUGAAUGUUGUCUCUCGAGACCCAUCAACGAUUCUUCCAUCGAGGCGUCGACAGCGAAGUACAUAGUGCAGCAGUACGUAGCAGCGUGCGGAGGUCCAGCGGCGUUGAAUGGAGUGAAGAGCAUGUACGCCGUCGGGCAGGUGAAGAUGCACGGCUCCGAGAUGCAAUUGGGAGAGGCCGAGGCCACGGCCACGGCCGGGCGGCCUGCCAAAGGAGGAAGUGCUUUCGAGGUUGGAGGGUUUGUGCUUUGGCAGAAGAACCCGAACCUCUGGUUCUUGGAGCUCGUGGUUUCGGGUUUCAAGAUCAGUGCGGGCAGUGACGGCAAGGUGGCUUGGAACCAGUCCUCCGCCCAGCCGUCACAUGCCCAUCGCGGCCCUCCCCGCCCGCUCCGUCGCUUUUUUCAGGGACUAGACCCGAGGUGUACGGCCAGUCUCUUCCUAGACGCGGUAUGCAUCGGGGAACAAUCCGUGAACGGAGAAGACUGCUUCGUCCUAAAGCUCGAGACGCCCUCCGACGUCCUGAAGGCUCAGUGCUCGCCCAACACCGAGGUCAUGCACCACAGCGUGUGGGGAUACUUCAGCCAGCGAACGGGCCUGCUCGUCAAGUUCGGCGACACCAAACUCGUGCAGGUCAAGUCCUUGCGCAGCAGCAACAACCACAAAAACAACAACAACGGGGUUUUCUGGGAGACGAGCGUGGAAUCCGUCAUCGAGGACUACAGAUUCAUCGACGCCGUUAACAUUGGCCACGGGGGUCGGACGGUGACGACGUUAAACCGUUACGGCGGCGCCGUAAACCACCGGAGAAGGAUAGAAGAGACGUGGAGGAUCGAAGAGGUUGACUUUAAUAUUUGUGGUUUGUCUUUGGAGAGUUUCUUGCCUCCUUCGGAUAUGAAGAAUCAUCAAGAUGGUGGAGAUCGUUAGUGUAAAUUAUUAUUAUUAUUUUUUUGGGUGUGGAUCUAGAUUUCUUUAUUUGUUGUUAUGUUAGAGUUUAGAGAGGAAGAAUUGGUAAAAACAAAAUGGAAGUAAAAGCUUCAUGUAAAGAUGGAAACCGAAGAGAUUGGGUGAAGAUCUGGACACUGUUGUUGGAUGGUUUGGUUAAUUUGGGUAAAUAUGAGUGUGAAUAUUUAAAUAUAUAUAUAGAGAUAAAAAUGCUAUAAUACUUCAACAAAAAUCUAAUAGAUAUGGAGAUUAAAACAUCAUUAAAUAUACAACAUUGCAAUAAAAAUGUUGUUAUAAGAAGGAGCGUGACAUGAGGAGAAAGAGGAGUGUCUGAAUAGCCAAGGAGACUGCCUGACCACAAAGCCCAAAAUAAUUUAGAAAAAUUAUGCAAAAAAAUAAAAUAUUUAAAUUAGCUGCAUAGGGAGCAGGCAAGUCAUCCUUGGCUAUCAAACCAAUUCCUCAUUUCUUCAUGUCUUCUCUUCUUCUUCUUCUUCUUCUUCUUCUUCUUUUUCUCUUACCAAAUAAUCUCUAACUAUAUAUUAGGGUUCUUGUCUGAGUAUAUGUUUGGGAUCUCUCUCUCUCUCUGCCUAUCAAUGCAAUGUGUAUUUAUAGGCGUUUUAAUUUCAGCGUGUGUGCAAUACGUAAAUAAUACGUUGUUUGACCAAAUGUAACGUAACGUGUGCACGCAUUGGCCAUGUUGGAAUUUAUUCUAGUACUCUUUUCAUGCCCAUAAAGAAGAAUACGAUUUCUUUUAUAAUGUGUGUGCGCAUUAGGUAAAUCUCCAACAAUAGUUAACGAAAGAUAUAAACCAACGUAGAUUAUCCAACUCGUAGAUGAAGAGAUUAAGAGUAUUCGAACCGGCCCUAACAUUGAGGUUAAAGGAUUUAAUACUCAACCAAUUCACCAGGAGCAGGAGCGUAUCCCUAAAGAAGAGAAUAUGGUUGAUUCUGGUGAGGUCGGAAGUCCAAACAUAUUCCAUCAUAUCCAUUUGGAUUGUAUAAACGGCAA
Molecule: messenger RNA, 2366 nt
Organism: Tarenaya hassleriana
Lineage: Eukaryota; Viridiplantae; Streptophyta; Magnoliopsida; Brassicales; Cleomaceae
Exons: 3
Coding region: 129-1340 (403 amino acids)
Source: RefSeq, a predicted model, not a curated record